This is a messenger RNA of Lasiodiplodia theobromae, 1440 nucleotides long. Its product is annotated as Benzoate 4-monooxygenase cytochrome P450. Bases 1 to 1440 code for a protein of 479 amino acids. Gene Ontology annotation, molecular function: iron ion binding; monooxygenase activity; heme binding. The record is from RefSeq and is a predicted model, not a curated record. The transcript has a single exon. NCBI's taxonomy places the organism in Eukaryota, Fungi, Ascomycota, Dothideomycetes, Botryosphaeriales, Botryosphaeriaceae.
AUGAACAAGAUAACCGGCUUGCAGUUGGCAUUCUACGAUCUUCGAUGUCGCCGCAACUACAAAAUCCUCGAGUGGCACCGGCGCUACGGGCCCGUGGUCUGCAUCUCACCCAACGAGGUCUCGAUAGCGUCGCUGGAGGGGACUAGAGCGAUUUACGGGGCGACACAGGGAUGGGCCAAGAGUAACUACUUCGACCAUUUCACAGGCUACGGUCAGCGGUCUGUAUUCGCAACAAAACCGUACCAGGAACAUCGUGAAAAGCGCCGGUUUACGUCAGCAUUCUAUCAGGCGUCGACCAUCUACAAGCUACCGGAGCUCGAACGAUUCGUCUACGACCGCUGCCGGGCAGUUCUUGGCAAUGUUGAGCGCAGUGACGGCGAGGUAGACGUGUACAGUCUCACGGACUGGUACGCUCUGGAUAUCAUCACUUAUCUCGUCUUCGGUCGCGAACACAGCACGCGCAGCGUCGAUCACGCGUGCCCGGAACGUGUCAUUUUCAAGAGCCUCAAAAAGCUGCAGUUCGCCGGCCCGUGCCGGGUCCGCUUCCCGAUCGUAUUCUCGUGGCUGUCUCGGCCCCUCGGACGGUGGAUUCCUUGCCUGAGAUUCCUUUUGGCAGACGACGAGUUGGCAGAUUGGUGCCAACUGCGCAUUUCGGAGGCAAUGGAUGACCCCUUUCUUUGCCGCUCCCCUUCUCUACUCCGCCAGCUCCUGCAGCAACGAUGCGAUCGUGAUGGAAAGCUCCUCGACCGCACCUUCGUCGCCGCUGAGGUCCUCGAUAACAUUAACGCCGCCGAGGCCACUGUUGCGGUAACGGCCACGUAUCUCAUAUGGCUGCUGAGUGAGCACCCUUACUGGCAGCUGAAGAUACGGGAAGAGUUAAGCGCCCUGCCCCUACAAAGCAACAACUUUGUGUCCUUUAGCGACAUCAACAGCCGAGCUCCCGCAUUGGAGGCUUGCCUGCGCGAAGCCUACCGUCUGUACCCGGCGUCCAGCGGGCGGUCUGAGCGCAUUGUCCCUAAGGGAGGCUAUGAGGCAUCUGGGGUCCUGCUGCCGGAGGGUGCCAUCGCCACGAGCUCAGUCCUCUCUCUGCACCGCGACGAGGAAUAUUUUCCGGAUCCGGAAGAGUUCGCCCCCGAACGCUGGCUCGGGGCGGAUGCGUCAACCCACAAGGCACGCGAGGCUCGGCUCGUUCCUUUCGGCUACGGUGGGCGCAUCUGCCUUGGCAAGGCUCUUGCGACCAUGGAAAUCAAGAUGCUCAUCGCGGCCUUGUAUCUCGAGUACAAGAGCACCGUGACGGCGUCGUCGACGCCAGAAUCAAUGAGCCAAUGCAGCACUCAUGACGCCGUGCCCUGGGCGCUGGAAUGCGUGAUUCGCUUCCGGAGAGUGCAAUCAAAAAAGGCCGAUGAGGGAGGUGGAUUUGAGAGAGAGGGGCACGCUUAG